UUUUAUUGUGUCAUCAACUGUCUGGGGUUCGUUGACGUUCCCAUCCAAGAUCCAAGAUCUCUGGGAUCGCAAGUAUCUUGUUAACCACAAAAACAUAUCUUUUAAUUAUGUUUACCCUGCAACCAACUCCGGCAGCUAUAGGAUCAGUGCCAUGGUCGGCAGGAGCACUAAUUGAACGAUUGCCAACCUUGGAUGAUAUGAAUCAUAAGGACAAUGUUCUUGCUAUGAGAAAUCUGCCCUGUUUGGGCGUCGCUGGUGGCAGCGGACUGGGCGGUAUUGGCGGAAAGGCUGCUGCAACUGCUGCGAUGGAAGCCGCCGCGGAUGCGACUACAGCACCACAGCCCCCACAUUCGACAUCUUCGUAUUUUACCACCACUUACUACCACUUAACAGAUGAUGAAUGUCACAGCGGGGUAAAUCAAUUGGGAGGAGUCUUUGUUGGAGGAAGACCAUUACCUGACUCGACUCGCCAGAAAAUCGUUGAGCUUGCUCACUCCGGAGCUCGACCAUGUGAUAUUUCUCGGAUCCUUCAAGUUUCCAACGGAUGCGUUAGUAAAAUUUUAGGCAGAUAUUACGAAACAGGAAGUAUUCGACCACGUGCGAUUGGAGGCUCUAAGCCACGAGUAGCCACCGCAGAAGUCGUUAGCAAAAUCUCGCAAUACAAACGGGAAUGCCCCAGCAUAUUUGCAUGGGAAAUUAGAGAUAGAUUAUUGCAGGAGAACGUGUGCACAAAUGACAACAUACCAAGUGUAUCGUCAAUAAACAGAGUACUGAGGAACUUAGCAGCACAAAAGGAGCAGCAAAAUACUGGAACAAGCAGCUCCAAUCCAAACCCAAACCCAAGCCAUGCAGCAGCUAGCGGCAAUGGCAGUAGCAAUAAUGGUAAUAGUAGUAGUAAUGGUAACAGCGUAAGUGGAGCGAGUGGGGUGGGACCGAGCUCCACAAACGAUCUGAUACAAACGGCGACACCUUUGAACUCAUCGGAGAGUGGAGGUGCCAGCAAUUCUGGCGAGGGCAGCGAGCAGGAGUCGAUUUAUGAGAAGAUACGCAUGCUGAACACUCAACAAGCUUCGACGCUGGAUUCGGCUAUAUCAACCCCAGGGGCGCCUCCAGUCAGUCACGAGCAGCUCAUGACGAGUGUGCCCAGCCACUUCAGUCCGCACCCCCAUUCGAGCCACUCGAUCCACACCCAUGGCCAUGGCCAUCAACAGCAGCAGAGUUGGCCCACUCGCCAUUAUUCCACAGGGUCCUGGUAUGCAGCUCCUCUGAAUGGCAGCGAAUUAGUUCCGUCUUCAGGUGUUAUCUCUGUGACUGGCUAUGGAAACGGUGGCCUGACCGCUGCUCCAGGUCUGGUUCCGGGACAUCCGUUGACCCCACCAAGUGAUCUCAUCAAUAUUGGGGGCCCAAGCGCUCGUUUGGGCAACUGCACCAUUUCCCCAGACGAUGUAAUGCUGAAAAAGGAGCUCGAUGGACACCAAUCAGAUGAAACUGGUUCAGGCGAAGGAGAUAACUCAAAUGGUGGUGCCUCCAACAUAGGAACGAGUGAAGAUGAUCAGGCUAGAUUAAUUUUAAAAAGGAAAUUGCAAAGGAACCGAACAUCAUUUACAAAUGACCAGAUUGACAGUCUAGAAAAAGAGUUUGAAAGAACACAUUAUCCGGACGUCUUUGCCCGCGAACGAUUGGCUGGAAAGAUAGGUUUGCCCGAGGCAAGGAUACAAGUCUGGUUUUCGAAUCGACGGGCCAAGUGGCGUCGUGAAGAGAAAUUACGAAAUCAGCGGCGAACGCCAAACUCAACCGGCACAAAUGGAACAUCAUCCUCGACCUCGGCAACAACAUCUUUAACUGACAGUCCCAAUAGCCUAGGCGGUUGCUCUUCACUAUUGGCUGGCUCUGCAGGAAGUGGACUGAAUGGCUUAGCAUCGCCGAAUCCAAUAGCAACGCCAACUGGCGGGUCUGAAACUUCGGAUGCACACCACACAGCCUCAGGAGGUGCUCAUAUUCGAUCUGGAACGCAUAACAUAGGCAAUGCAUGUUCACCAGGACUAGGAAUUGCUGACCAACGGCAUCAGCACCAUCAUCACGUUCCUCCUCACACACUCGUCCCGUCCAUUUCACCGCGCCUCAACUUCAACAGUGGCUUCAGCAGUUCGAUGAGCGCAAUGUAUACGAAUAUGCACCACAAUGCGAUAUCAAUGAGUGAAGGUUACGGAUCUGUGUCCUCGAUGCCAAACUUCGGCCAUCCAACAGUGGGUUCCUUGGCACCUCCUUCGCCAAUUACGCAACAAAGAGAUUUGACACCGCCAUCCAUGUAUCCGUGCCACAUGCCUCUACGGCCUCCGCCAAUACCACCACACCAACUAGUUGGUGUGGGAAGUGCCACAAAUGACAGUGCCGGCGUCAGCAGCAGUCCACUCCAAUCCAAUCCACAUGCUGCGUCCGGAACUGUGGCCAGCAACAAUGCAAUCGGAUACGAAUCUCUUUCGGCUUACAGUUUGCAGCCCCCGCCACCAGCAAGCACAGCUGCGAAUCAUAUUCCCUCUGGCCAUCAUCCCAGCAUGGAGGCUCGCCAAGCUACUUGUAGCCCAAGUCUAAUGAAUAGUGGCGGCUCAGUUCAUGGGGUGGGUCAUGGAUCGGGAUUUGGGAGCGAGAGUAUUUCACCUGCUUUGCCUUCCUACGCACACAUGAGCUAUAACUAUGCGGCAGCGGCCAGUGGUGUGGCAUCCUCUGGAGGUGCCAAUCCGGCUGCUGCCAUUAAUUCGCACGGAUCGGGAAAGCAGCAGUUUUUUGCGUCUUGCUUUUACUCUCCUUGGGCUUAAGUGCAAGUACGGCAGAUUUACAGUGGAAAACUAAUCAAAAAAAAAAACAACUUUCAUGCCCCAAAAAAGUAGUCAACUGCAUCUUUCAUAUCGAGCCAGCACUUCGGAGACCCAAAAAUCGAAUUUACAUAUCUUUCAAUAAAUACUUCAAAUCACUGAUUUAAGCAUGAAGGUUGUAGUAAAGUGCAUAUGUAUAUUUCCGCCCAAGGAUUCCACCAAUUAUCACAGUAAUUGGUGUGAUUAAAUAAUAUAAAUUUGAGAAAAAAAAAACAAA
Messenger RNA from Drosophila novamexicana, 3090 nucleotides. RefSeq names its product paired box protein Pax-6. Gene Ontology annotation, biological process: anatomical structure development; regulation of transcription by RNA polymerase II. Bases 108 to 2816 code for a protein of 902 amino acids. NCBI's taxonomy places the organism in Eukaryota, Metazoa, Arthropoda, Insecta, Diptera, Drosophilidae. The record is from RefSeq and is a predicted model, not a curated record. The transcript has 9 exons. Gene Ontology annotation, molecular function: RNA polymerase II cis-regulatory region sequence-specific DNA binding; DNA-binding transcription factor activity, RNA polymerase II-specific.